Molecule: messenger RNA, 744 nt
Organism: Adineta ricciae
Lineage: Eukaryota; Metazoa; Rotifera; Eurotatoria; Adinetida; Adinetidae
Source: the annotation of a GenBank genome assembly
AUGGCUACCACUACUUCUGCAUCGACGCCGAAGAAAGUUUCAUCAGAAACGCAAACGAUCGACUCGUUGGACGCUUUGUUGAAAACAAAUAAUAUAUUUUUAUUCAUACCGAAUAUCAUUGGUUAUAUACGAGUUUUUCUUUCGAUUGCUUCGUUCUAUUUUAUGCCGACGCAUCCGAAAAUAACAAUAUUUUGUUAUUUAACUAGCGAAUUUCUCGAUGCACUUGAUGGACAUGCCGCUCGAGCACUUGGUCAAAGUACAAAAUUCGGAGCUAUGUUCGAUAUGCUGAUUGAUCGAUGUUCAACAAUGUGUUUAUGUUUUGUUUUGGCAAUGUUCUACCCGAAAUGGGCAUUAUUCUUUCAGCUUUGGGCUGCGAUUGAUGUUGCUAGUCAUUGGCUUCAUUUACAUGCUGCAACUGUCAAAGGUUCGGAGAGUCAUAAAAAAAUUGAUUUAUCUGGUAAUCCGAUUCUUCGUCUUUAUUAUACCUCACGAAAAGUUCUUUUUACCAUGUGCGCUGGAAAUGAACUCUGGUUUUCAAUGGUCUACAUGCUUCAUUUCGGCGAAGGUCCUGCGAUACUCACAAUCGGCAAAUAUGCCCUUGGUCUUUGGCGUGUGAUUCUGUACGCUGUGACACCGAUUAUGGUUGGAAAACAAAUUAUCAGUUUGAUUCAUUUGUAUACCGCCUCGCUUGACAUGGCUGCACUUGACGAAGCUGAACGCGCUAAAACUGCCAAAGCCAAAUAA